Messenger RNA from Coprinopsis cinerea okayama7#130, 1815 nucleotides. RefSeq lists its product as hypothetical. The coding region runs from base 1 to 1815 and encodes 604 amino acids. NCBI's taxonomy places the organism in Eukaryota, Fungi, Basidiomycota, Agaricomycetes, Agaricales, Psathyrellaceae. The transcript is spliced from 3 exons. The record is from RefSeq and is a predicted model, not a curated record.
AUGUUCCCCUUGCAACAGACUCUGUCAUCUGCCAAUGGAGGAAAUCUGGACGCAUUGAACGCUAUCCUCGAGUACACCAAGACGCGUCAUGAAGAUCAUCGAGCAAUUCUUUACGUGUCCCUAAAGAUUCUCGCCCAAAUCCCCAUCCCGACAGAUCGCCAACUUCACCGCGAACCCGCCGUCCAAUGCGCCUUGGAGAUCUUGGCUCGGAUCUGCCACUCCACACCAAACGAUGCCCCUUUCAAAGCGAUACUCUUGGAGAAUCGGGCAGCAUACCUCCCUUGGAUCGCACAUAUCUCGCGUCACGGUCAACGAGGAUCAACGGAAUUGGCCCUUGCAGCGUGGUGCCUCUUCGAGGUCGUCACACUUGAUCCAGCUUUGAAAGCGACGGUCUUAUCCACAAAUGGGAUACCAAAUUCCAUUCUCUCCCUUUGGAUCAAAGGUCUCCCCCAGGUUGAAGGAUUGGUCCUCCUCGACUAUGAAUCGAACAUUAAGUGCCCAUACUUGUCGCUCGCAUACCACACCAUCCGAGAUCGAGAUCGAGACGACCCUGAAGACCACAUCACUCGAGCAAUCACGUCUCUGUCAAAGCGGAAACUCGACAGCCUUGGUUAUGCAACCCAGGCCAAAGUCGGUGCUAUCAUUGGAUUCUAUACCGAGAGGAAACUAGGUGCCAUUGCUACACUUUACCACCUAGUGGCGCUUCUCGAUGUGACGACACGCUCGCUUCAAACAAAGGCACAUUGGACUUCAAUCCUGGAGAAAGGGAACGUCCUGGGCGCUGUAUUUGAUGGCCUCAAUACGCUCACUGAGGAGGGGGGGAAUGAAGAGGCUUGGGACCUAGUUGUCUCCUGCUUCAAGUUCGUCUUUCCCUGGAUCCUCGUAGCAGGACCCUAUGACUCAAAGCCGCGAAUACUACUGCAGCAAAUCGUAGCCGGGGGGCGCUAUCUCAUCCUUUUUCGAUCGCUUCUCCACCUUCGACCCAGAACGCAAGCCUUCAACUAUGUCCUGGAAACGGUGGGGGAAAUAGGAACUUAUACCGUCAUCCCUUGCAUUAGCUCGUUGCUUUGGCCCUCAUUUGAGAAGCUCAACCAGAUCGUAUCGGAUAUCAAGGAGCGGACACCAUUUUUGGAGAGGAGAAUGGAUGGUUUCGUCAAUGUCGUGUUGUGCGGGCGCGUGAUUGCCUCUGAGGAUUACGCAAGGCUCGUCCCUGCCGGAUUGUGCGAUAACAUUCAGUGUCCUGGAUUAUUGGCAACCACGAAAACACGGCAAUGCUCCGCUUGCCGUUCCGUCAUUUACUGCUCUGAAGAUUGCCAGAUUGCGGAUUGGGCCCCACACCACCGUAGGGAGUGUAGAGUCAUCACACUUACACGUAAACGGCGCGAACUGCGAAUUUGGAUCCCUUUUUCGUUGAAGGGGAUCUAUCUCGGAUUUUUGGAGGACUCUUGCAUCUCUCACAGCGGAUCCAUUGAAUCGAAGGCGCAAUCGGAUUACCCCAACGCAUCCGUCCGCUCAUUGGUGACCAUGCUCAACUUUCGCGCGGUUCCUGUCCGAUUUAAAGUCUUCACGUUCGAAGAGUACCGAACUGUGGCUGCUCCAGUUCCUUCCCACCUUCAGCCUCGAAUCGAAGCAUUCAUCCAAGAUUGUCAAGAUGAUCCAGAGCUCGCCCUUAUCGAAACAACUCUGGCGCAUGGUCUCGUCAAGAUCAAUAUCAUUGCCAGGGCCAAGGGAUUCCCUCGGUCUUGCAGGAUUGUCGGCGCGAUAUUUUCUUUCUGGUGGGUGCAGACCUUGCGACUGAUGCUCUACGAAAACUGA